GCCAGGUGUGGAUGUGUAUAUAAACCUAAUUUGAUAUUUUGACUGUUUACAUUUUCUAAACAAUCAGUGCACUGCACCUUGCUUUCUUUUCAAAAACCACUGCAGCUCUACUUUCUCCUUGGACUUCAAUACCACAACAAUACUUCAUACAAUGCAGUCAAGAAUAAAUAUGGGAAAAGAAAAAGUUUUAUGUAAAUGUAACGUGUAAAAUAUAUUUAAGUGGUGGUUUAUCAGGGGCAAUAAUUCUUCUUUUUUCCUAUAUUUUCUUUGACAACAUAAAAUGAUUAGGAUAUCAGAAAGUAUAUUAAUCGAAAAAUUUAAGGAAAACAAUCCGGCAAUUGAAACUGAUAAUGUGGAAAGUUUAAGAUAUACUUUGAUGAUGUUGAAUGAAAUUGAUCAAGGGGAAGUUACUGUUACUAUUCAAGACAAUAUUUUAAAACUAAAAAUAAUAAAAUUAUCAGAUUUCACAACUUCUAAAUUUAAAAUGAAAUUCGGACUAGAACUCCAUGAGGCUAAAAAUGAACUGUUUACAAGAAUUGUAACAGUGCCUUUAGUGAAAACAGUUAUUCUCUUGGAAAAACAGCAACAGAUGUUAAGUAAUUUAUUGAAAAAGAAAGAUAGAGAACUGGAAGAAUAUCAAAUGGAUAAGGGAGAAAUUUCACGUGCUGAUUUAAUUACCGAAAAGUUCCAACAGGAAAUGCUAGUAUCAUCCAGUGAUAGAUUAAUGUUAAAUGUGUUUGGAAAAUAUACAGAUGAAAUUGCAAAAAAAUAUGGUUCCACAGAAGAGAAAGUUCCAGAAAUUGAGGUAGAAUCUUGGAACGCUGUGAAAAAGAGAAGAAAAAUUUAUAAUAAAGAAACUGCAGAAAAAUCCAAAUGUAGAAAAAUUAUUUAUAAAGAUGUUCUUAAAUGGUUCGUGGAGGAACGCUUGCUCAGAACAUAUUCUGAACAAAGCAUGCGCGUUUGAUACGUCCAGAAGAUAUUCAGAAUACAUUCGGAAUGUGUCCAAAUUAUCUACCGCGAACGAAGCUGUUAUCUCUUUUAUAUUCAAACUUAUACCUGGUUUUAAGACUUACAGCUCGAAAAUUUUUAUUUUUAGAAAAUACCAAAACAAAUUCUUUCAAGAGAUUUAAAACUUUACUUGAAAGUGAAUAAUUUUUGCACUUAAUAUUCCCACAGACUAUCAUUUAAUCACAGGGUUAACUUUAUAUUAUUGAGUAUAUUUGAUUACAGAUAAACUUUAACACGUUGAACCCCAACCAAAAUUGAUAAACUUUUCCCUGGCCCAAAUUUUUUUGUGUUUUUAUACAUUUUGUUCUCUUCUUUGUCCUUUGAAUUUAUGCUUUUAUGUAGACUGUACAAAAAUGGGCCAAGGGUUUUAAGGAUACUAUAAGAGAUCAAAAAUAAUGUUUUUGGGUGAGAUCAUAUUUACUUAACUGCUGUUUAUUUUGUGUUGAAAAGUUUAGAAUGAUGUGUGACUCAUUUAUACCUGAGCUCUUUCUCAUGGGUUGGUAAGAUUAUUUUGAUUUAUGACCCAUCCAAAUUUUGGAUAGUCCUCACAACAACAUAUUUUUCCCUUAAGCCCUAGAGAAGAUUUCAUUAAAAUACGCCGAGUGGUCCAUAGGACCGCUCUGGGCUAUGCGAAAAGUUCAAUUGCGGGCCUAUGGACCGCACUGGGGCUCAACGUGUUAAAUAAAAAACAGAAUCGUUCUCAUAUGCGGGAAAGAAAUGAAACCCCAUAAAAGCUCAUAUGUGUAAUGGAAGGUACUUAAUCAUCAAAUCGGUCUCAAAAGUUUCUGUCUAGUAUAACUAAAUGGGUUUGUUCCAAACCAUCAAAAAACUGUCCUUGGUACGGUGACGAUUCUGCGCAAUAGAGAUUACGUAUUCCAACCGGGCGGUUACCGUUAUACGAACGAUUCUGUUUUGUGUUCCAAUCGAGUUAAGUAUCGUUUGUGAACCGUUUCAGGGACGGUCUUUUCGAUACUUGGUUGAUAACAAGUACUGUUAUGAGGUUGCGCAGAAUAUGUCUAUAAACGCUUCCGAUAACCGUUCCAAGUACGGUCCCGACUUGCAGGUUGGAACAAACCUCUAUUUAACUUCAAGAAUCCAAACAGAAAACCUAGCUACCUUGAACAGCGUGUCGAAAGCGACAAAGUGGCAGCCAAGUGAUUACGAGCUGUAGUUUUGUUUUUGGUUACACCACUCCCAUUGCCCUCUGUUCCCUUCAAGUCGACUUUUACCUAUUUGUCAACAAUGUACUACCUGACUGUUCAUUAGUCAAGUAGCAACGACUUUAUGAGUUCACAUAAAGUCAGAUAUUGGAAUUGGUCGCAGUUCUCCAUAACUGUAUGCCAUACGUCCACACUGGAUUGAGGAUAGCCUCAUAUACUAGCAACUUGUUUUCAAUGGUUAAUUCUGAGUUUCUACCAAUUAACCACUAGAUCUGCCCGAAUUUAUGUCCCAGCUGCUUCCUUUUGGUAAAUAUUUGCUUUUGCCUGGUUAAUCGUCUGUCAAGAUGAACGUCUAGAUAUUUUGCAUCGGUAGCUUGAGUUAGUCUUCUCUCUUGGUUUGAUUUGAUUUGACACGCCAUUUUUUUAAACAAAUAUCUAUUUGAUUAGGAUUAUUCUGGAGAUUUCGAGAUGCCAGGAUUGCAGUUUCAUGACUUUAGAAUCUAAUAAGGCUGAUAACGUAACACUUUGGAAACGUCAUUGCAACAAGGUGUUGAAGUAUAAAAUUUUCGUACCGAAUUUCCUACGAGUUUCAAUUAAUUUCCGUACCUAAAUUAUUUAUCGGCUGCGAAUGAAAAAGUCAUAUUUUGUUCGAGUUAAACUCAAAAAAUUCACUUUUUGACCAAUUUCAACAGAAGAAGCCAUUUUUUAUCAAAAGAAAAAAAAGUUUUUCUUUUCAUCGUAACAAUUCCAUAACAUUAAUUUCCUGGAAUGAUUAAAGAAAAUAAAAACCACGUUUCUUACUAAAAUAAAAUUAUAGACAAUUUUCUUCAAUUUCCAUAUAAAUAAUUAUCUGUUUCAUAGUUGUUUUUAUCCAAUUAAAAAAAAUUUGAAUCAAAA
Diorhabda carinulata is the source of this 3065-nucleotide messenger RNA. RefSeq names its product non-homologous end-joining factor 1-like. The coding region runs from base 281 to 964 and encodes 227 amino acids. The transcript has 7 exons. NCBI's taxonomy places the organism in Eukaryota, Metazoa, Arthropoda, Insecta, Coleoptera, Chrysomelidae. Gene Ontology annotation, cellular component: DNA ligase IV complex; nucleus. Gene Ontology annotation, biological process: double-strand break repair via nonhomologous end joining. Gene Ontology annotation, molecular function: DNA end binding. The record is from RefSeq and is a predicted model, not a curated record.